Messenger RNA from Acipenser ruthenus (sterlet), 1883 nucleotides. RefSeq names its product olfactory receptor class A-like protein 4. The record is from RefSeq and is a predicted model, not a curated record. The transcript has 2 exons. NCBI's taxonomy places the organism in Eukaryota, Metazoa, Chordata, Actinopteri, Acipenseriformes, Acipenseridae. Gene Ontology annotation, molecular function: G protein-coupled receptor activity. Gene Ontology annotation, biological process: G protein-coupled receptor signaling pathway. Bases 683 to 1711 code for a protein of 342 amino acids. Gene Ontology annotation, cellular component: membrane.
UUCAUGAUUCAACACACUCAAACCUCUAGCAGAGAAGCUCGCAGGCAGGGCGUGGAUCAGUCUGACAGAGACACAGAGACACAGAGACACAGAGACACAGAGACAGCCCCUGCGAUCCAGUACGAAGGAGCAGGAGUCCGACAGCAGGGCUAUAUAUUAAUAUAGGGGACUGACAGACAGAGACCUCUCUGCUGGGGACUGAUCAGUCAACAGCUGAACAGAGAAGAAGGAGAAGAAGGAGCAAGAGAAGGAGAAGGAGGCAGUGAAGAGCCCUCUCGCUGACUGCACUGUUACACCAGGACUUGAGCUCAACUACUAAUCUGGAAAGAGGAGAGAGGAGAGAGAGGAGAGGAGAGAGGAGAGAGAGGAGAGGGGAGAGAGGAGAGAGGAGAGAGAGAGGAGAGAGGAGAGAGAGGAGAGAGGAGCACACACUGAACAGGUAAGAAUCCCCUCUGAAGCUCUGAGUGUUCACCAGGCAGCUGCUGGUCUCUGUACAGGAAGAUGUUACUGACAGGUUCACAUUGUAAUGCAAUGCUCUGGCCUCUCUUGUUACAUUCCUGGGACUUGAUUGUACUUUUGGAAUUGUUUUUGCUCGUGUUUCUGUCCGUUCCCCUCGGUGCAGCGUGACGGGCUGUGAUGUCACGCGGCUCAACAUUCCCGUUUCCCGUUCUCCCAGGUCACCAUGGCGGAGGCGUCUCCAGUCCAGGCCUUCCUGUUCGGAGUUCUGGUCUUCACCGGGAUUCUGGGAAACGUUCUGGUUAUCUUUACGGUGAUCAGCACAUCUCUGGACUCGCACCACCUGCCCCCCCCGACCGACAUCAUCCUGGUGAACCUGGCGCUGGCCAACCUGCUCACCUCCGUGUUCCGCACCGUGCCCAUCUUCAUCUCCGACUUAGGCGUGGAGGUGUACCUGUCCACGGACUGGUGUCGCGUCUUCAUGUUCGCCUGGGUGUGGUGGCGCUCGGUGGGCGUGUGGGCCACCUUCUCGCUCAGCCUGUUCCACUUCGUGACGCUGCGCCGGCAGGGCGUGACCGGGGCUCUGGCACGGAGGGCGGAGCUGAGGAAGGUGGGCGCCGCCCUCUUCCUGGUCUGGGCGCUCAACUUCCUGUACUCGCUGCCUGCCUUCCUGUACUCCGCCCACGUGAGGGGCAACUCCACAGUGGAGUUCAUGGUGAUCAGCUGCACCACGCGCCCCCUGCUCGGCUGCAUCUGGGAGUUCCCCUCCCCGCGCAUGGCGGUCGUGUUUGCCACGUCCUCGCUGGCCGUCCACGAGGUGGUGCCCACGGUGCUGAUGGUGGCCAUGAAUCUGGCCACGCUGUGCAUGCUGAAGAGGCACAUCCGCUCCGUGGCGGGGGCGGAGCUGACGGGCUGCCACGUGGACAGAGAGCGCAAGGCCAGCAAGGUGAUCGUGGUGCUGGUCACGCUGUUCGUGGUCUGCUGGGGCACGCAGAUGCUCUCCGUGUCCUACUACAACUACAACAAGGGCGACCACGCCGUGUUCCUGCUCACGCUGGCACACUUCACCUCCUCCAUCUUCGUGGGAUUCAGCCCCCUGGUGGUGGCGUUCGGCCACAGCAAGCUGCGCAACAGGAUCAAGAGGAUGCUGCUCUGGGGCAGGGAGAGGGGGCAGGGAGGAGGAGAGGGGGAGCAAGGCAAGGGGGCAGGAAGGGUGAUCAGCAGGGCAGGGAACGAUCCCCAUCCCUCCUGCUGAUUCAGGGGCAGGGGACUGACACGACUCUGUGUGCUGCAGCUUCACUAGCCAUGCUACUGGAAGCAAGAGCACAGCCAAGUGCAGUGAAGAAAGAAACAAAGACUGGAAAAGCACAGAGACACACGCACACACACACGCACACGCACACGCACACACACACAUAUACACACAU